AUGUGGCUCAUCCUGCUGGCGUGCUUGCUGCACGCCGCCGGCGCCACGCCCCAGGCGCCCGGUGUGUCGGCUGACUUGUUUGCCUCGCUUGAGCGCCUAGCCCGGCUCGUCGACAUUUCCUACUGUAUCGGCAGCACGGGUAUCAGCGAGCCCUUCAACUGCCUCUCGCGUUGCGCCGAGUUCCCCAACGUCACCCUGUCCACGACGUGGAGCACCGGUCUCUUCAUGACCGACAGCUGCGGCUACGUUGCCGUCGAUGAGACCCCGGCCGACCCCAGCCUCGCCAUCGACUCGCACGGGGCCAUCAUCGUCGCCUUUCGCGGCACCUACAGCAUCGCCGACACAGUCGUGGACCUCAGCACCGUGCCACAGAAGUACGUGCCGUAUCCUUCGCCAGGCGACGGGCCUGCGCACAAGUGCACCAACUGUACCGUCCACAUGGGCUUCUACAAGGCCUGGCAGACCGCCAAGGAGUCGGUCAUUUCCGAAAUUGUCCAGCUACGGAGAAUACACCCGUCCAAGCCGAUCCAUCUUAUUGGCCAUAGUCUUGGAGGUGCAGUGGCGUGUCUGGCAGCCCUCGAGCUGAAGACAAACAUAGGCCUAGACAAUCUUGUCGUCACGACAUUUGGCGAGCCGCGUGUGGGUAACGAUGGGCUCGUUGAUUUUAUCAAUCGCGUAUUCGACUUGAACGACGAGACCGACUUGGAAAGGCGCUCCUACCGACGCUUGACGCACACAAACGACCCUGUCCCGCUGCUGCCACCUGGAGAAUGGGGAUAUAUGUCGCACGCUGGCGAGAUUCACAUUACAAAGUCUCAACUUUCCCCGGCUGGAGAAGACUUGCAGUUAUGCAAGGGCAACCACGACAAAAAAUGCAGCGCCGGGCAGGACAGCACUUCCGAGAGCCUGGCGCGCUUGACCGAGUUUUAUCAAAGCUUCGCGCGUAGUCAGUUGGAGAAACGGACCUUUCCCACGCGGCUCAAGUUAUGGCAGCUAUUUUUCGCGCACCGAGAUUACUUUUGGAGGCUGGGACUCUGUUUUCCAGGUGGCGAUCCGUUUGACUGGGGUCGCGGCAAGACGUCCGAGUUGGACGCUGUUGAACUGGAAGCGGAAAACCAAGAGCUGUAG
Molecule: messenger RNA, 1128 nt
Organism: Cordyceps militaris CM01
Lineage: Eukaryota; Fungi; Ascomycota; Sordariomycetes; Hypocreales; Cordycipitaceae
Product: extracellular triacylglycerol lipase, putative
Exons: 1
Coding region: 1-1128 (375 amino acids)
Biological process (GO): lipid metabolic process
Source: RefSeq, a predicted model, not a curated record